Messenger RNA from Dermacentor silvarum, 1687 nucleotides. RefSeq lists its product as uncharacterized. NCBI's taxonomy places the organism in Eukaryota, Metazoa, Arthropoda, Arachnida, Ixodida, Ixodidae. Gene Ontology annotation, biological process: glutathione metabolic process. The record is from RefSeq and is a predicted model, not a curated record. Gene Ontology annotation, molecular function: glutathione transferase activity.
AUGGCCAUCACUCUGUACAUCUUGCCCGGCAGCCCACCCUGCUGGCUUGUGCUCUUGGUUGCCAAGUACCUAGGCGUGGAAGUUAAAAUCAGGAACGUGGACGUGGCAAACAAGGAGCAACUAAGUGAGGAAUACCUCAAGAUAAACCCAUUCCGCAAGGUUCCUGCUAUGGAUGAUGACGGCUUCGUUGUUUACGAAAGCUCGGCAAUCGCCUACUACUUGCUCCGGAAGUACGCACCGAAAGCUGAGCUAUACCCCGAAGACAUCAAAUUACGCACCCGCAUCGACCAGGUCCUCGCCGCCAUUUAUGCCACCGUUCAUCCUCAAGUGGCUGACUUUUUCCGUCGUCGCAUACUUCUCAAGACAAAGCCCACUGCUGAAGAGGUGACUGCCUUCGAGGAUAAUGUUGUCAGAGGUAUCGAACAGCUCAUCGGUGAUGGCAAGUACGCCGUCGGCGACAACCUCACCCUUGCCGAUCUGGCCAUAUUGCCUCAGCUGACCUUGCCUCUUGAGAUCAGCAGCAUCUACCAUUCUAAGUACCCCAAGCUCGCGAGCUACUACGGACGAAUCAAAUCUCAGCUACCUUACUUCGAGGAAAUGUACAGAGCUGUCAUCGACCACGCUAAGCAACAGUGGGCCGCGCUGAACGUCCGGCUGGCGCUCCGCAAACUGCGGCAUCCUAUCUUGUAUAACGACCGUGCUCUCUCCUCCUCGGACUCUCUCCGUAAGGAAAGGGGCAAAAUUACCGGCUGCGUAAACGACCUUGCCCGCCACGGCGGCACUUGGGCGGAAGCGGGGGGAGGGGGUGCCGCCGGGCAAGCCACGCCGACGGCCCCUUCCCCCAAGGACGGCCACGGUAUCCACUGCUCCUCUGGGACCGGGCGAGAGUGGAGCAGACACCGGCUUGUUGUUGCACGGAACGCCAGCAUUCAUUUUGGAGCAUUUGCCUCGUGCAGAGCACCACCGACCCCCAGCGCGAUGCCGUACACCCUGUACAACCUCUACGGCAGCCCGCCGUGCGCCUUGGUGAGGAUGCUGGCGAAGCACAUCGGCGUCGAUUUGGAGCUGAAGAACGUGGACACCUUCAAGCGCGAGCACUUCGCGCCGGAAUACCUCAAGUUGAAUCCCUUCCACAAGAUUCCUACCUUCUCUGAUGAUGGCUUCAUUAUAUAUGAAAGCUCGGCUAUCUGCUACUACCUGCUGAGAAAACACGCCCCCGAGAACGAGCUCUACCCGAACUGCCCCAAGGCCCGUGCGCGUAUCGAUCAAGCUCUCGCCACAAUUACCAGCACCAUCCAACCUCACUACUUCAAGUUCUUGAUACCGCGCUUUUAUGAUUUGAAGAAGCCCACCGCAGAGGAGGUUGAGCAGUUUGAGGAGAACGUGGUCAAGGGUUUCGAGCACGUACUGGGAGAAGGAAACUACGUGCUGGGUGACAAACUCAGCCUCGCUGACCUCAGCUUGGUGGCUCACCUCACCCUUGUUCUUGAGGUGCCUUUCCUGGAUGCUGAAAAGUACCCAAAACUGAAGGCCUACUACGAUCGCCUGAAGGUGGAACUGCCGUACUUCGAAGAAGUGAACCGGCAAGGAAUCUCCGCCUUGGGGACCCUUUGCGCCGGUUUGAAAUAGAUUUCGGUGGCACUAAUGUCACACCGUUGUGUGAGAAUAAACGCGUUCUAUAAACCUG